Molecule: messenger RNA, 2434 nt
Organism: Globicephala melas (long-finned pilot whale)
Lineage: Eukaryota; Metazoa; Chordata; Mammalia; Artiodactyla; Delphinidae
Gene: TGIF1
Product: TGFB induced factor homeobox 1
Biological process (GO): negative regulation of transcription by RNA polymerase II
Molecular function (GO): DNA-binding transcription repressor activity, RNA polymerase II-specific; RNA polymerase II cis-regulatory region sequence-specific DNA binding
Source: RefSeq, a predicted model, not a curated record
UGAAAAUGUGUCACCAAGAAGAGUUAGACUCAAUUAACUGAUGAGCUAGCUCAUCAGCAAAUCUUGAAUGAGUAGCUUUUUGAGUUUCACUGUGUUAAAAUGCUUUGAAAGGAUGGGGUUUGGGAAAAGUUCCUUUAAGAUACACUGAAUGGUUUAUCACUCUGAGGAAUAUUCUGUUUUUAUUUCCUAACAAGGUAAACCACUUGAGCUUGCGUCAACAAAGUUAAGAGUGCCUACCUUUAAAUGUCAUGCUACCUUAAUUUCCUUUAUAUAGAAAUACUGGUUUGUCAAGCAUACUAUAGUUUGUAAUUUAUUUAUGUUUUUAAAAUUCUUAAUUGUCUUCAAAAAUGAGAAUAUACGUCUGUAGUCAGAGUAGCCUUUUGUAGUUUUGAAACGGGGAAGGGUUAAAGUUCAAAAUUAUCUUUAAAUGUCAGAAGGGCCAAGUCUGAAUUUUUGUAGAACCCAGUCUAUGUGUGAUUUAAAUAUUCUCUAUGGGUGUGACUUUUUAAAAAUUUCUGGUAGGAUUAAAGCGCUUGUAAACAAAAGAGUUUCCUCUGGGGGUUGCAUAUUCAGUUUUCUUUGUCAUGUAACGAUUUAAAGCUGAUCUCUGCUUAUUGAUAUGUAGUAUCCUGGGUUCGGAUUAAACUGGCAGUUGAAAUUUACGGAAGUUUUAAAGUUUAUUCACUACUAGGCAUCUUUUGACCUCUUACAUUAAGUACUAAAAAUAGAAUAGUUUUAUGCAGUGAAAUUUAAAACUUCAGUGGUUGUUUGCAUUUAGUAAAAAGUGACUAGUACUGUCCAUUAAAAGUAGGUGUCUAGUUUUGAAUAAAUGGGGGUAGCAAUGAAAAGGAAAAGAAGAGGAAUUGGCAGAAAAUUCUGCCAUGCAUUUUAUCUUUAGACUACUAACUGGGUUACAAGUGUAAUUUUCUUGGCUUGUAUCAGUGGAAAAAAAUCUUCCUUUUUAUUUCAAAACCUUCAGCGGAAGAGGGAGGAAGAACAGCGUUUCAAAGGUACAUUAGUUGGAUUGUUUUUCCUAGUUAGCAAUGACCUCACGGAGAAGGUUGUCAGACACAUCCCGUCUGCUUAUGACACCUUUCCUGUUUCACACGUGGCAAGCUAUUCGCUUUAGGUGCAGCUGUGUCUCACUUGCUGGAUUAGACACUUCUGAGCACCAUUGAAAAGGAAUGUGAGAUGUUGAAUCCUAUAGGAAAAUGGGUGUUGUUGCCGCGUCUGGCAGUGAGACCGAGGAUGAUGACAGCAUGGACAGCCCCCUGGACCUCUCCUCUUCUGCUGGCUCAGGCAAGAGAAGGCGGAGGGGCAACCUGCCCAAGGAAUCCGUUCAGAUUCUCCGCGAUUGGCUGUAUGAACACCGAUACAAUGCCUACCCCUCAGAGCAAGAAAAAGCAUUACUGUCCCAACAAACACACCUCUCUACACUACAGGUCUGUAACUGGUUUAUCAACGCCCGGCGCAGGCUCCUCCCCGACAUGCUGAGAAAGGAUGGCAAAGAUCCAAAUCAGUUCACAAUUUCCCGCCGAGGGGCCAAGAUAUCUGAAGCCAGCUCUGUGGAGUCAGCAACAGGCAUCAAAAACUUCAUGCCGGCUCUAGAGGAGAGCCCUUUUCACUCCUGUACAGCUGGACCCAACCCAGCCCUAGGGAGGCCACUGUCUCCUAAGCCGUCAUCCCCAGGAUCCAUUUUGGCUCGUCCCUCGGUUAUCUGUCAUACCACUGUGACUGCCUUGAAAGAUGUGCCUUUCUCUCUCUGCCAGUCAGUUGGUGUGGGACAAAACGCAGAUAUACAGCAGAUGGCAGCCAGCAGCUUCACAGACACCUCCCUCAUGUACCCAGAGGACACGUGUAAAUCUGGACCAAGUGCACACACACAGAGUGGUCUUUUCAACACUCCUCCCCCUACUCCACCGGACCUCAACCAAGAUUUUAGUGGAUUUCAGCUUCUGGUAGAUGUUGCACUCAAACGGGCUGCAGAAAUGGAGCUUCAGGCAAAACUUAUGGCUUAACCCCUUUUUUCAAGCAAAACAGUUCUCAGAAAUGUUAUGAUUGCUGGGAUGAUGGCAAGAGGUGAAUUGCAUUAUUUUAUAUAUUUUUUUAUUAAUAUUUGCACAUGGGAUUGCUAAAAUGAAGCUUCCUGUUACUGAGAUGUUGUCAGUGGAAUACAGUCAUUCCAAGAACUAUAAACUCAAAGCUACUGUAGAAACAAAGGGUUUUCUUUUUUAAAUGUUUCUUGGUAGAUUAUUCAUAAUGUGAGGUGGUUCCCAAGAUUAUGUGAUUUUUUUUUUUCCCUCCCCUUUUUUUUGUUGGUGUCUUUUUCAGACUGUGCAAUACUUAGAGAACCUAUAGCAUCUUCUCAUUCCCAUGUGGAACAGGAUGCCCACAUACUGUCUAAUUAAUAAAUUUUCAAUUUUUUUUCAAACGA